Dromiciops gliroides (monito del monte) is the source of this 1509-nucleotide messenger RNA. RefSeq names its product acid phosphatase 4 (gene ACP4). The record is from RefSeq and is a predicted model, not a curated record. Gene Ontology annotation, cellular component: lysosome; postsynaptic membrane. Gene Ontology annotation, molecular function: acid phosphatase activity; receptor tyrosine kinase binding; protein tyrosine phosphatase activity. NCBI's taxonomy places the organism in Eukaryota, Metazoa, Chordata, Mammalia, Microbiotheria, Microbiotheriidae. The transcript has 13 exons. Gene Ontology annotation, biological process: regulation of neuronal synaptic plasticity; negative regulation of ERBB4 signaling pathway; peptidyl-tyrosine dephosphorylation involved in inactivation of protein kinase activity. The coding region runs from base 1 to 1497 and encodes 498 amino acids.
AUGCAGCCGAGCCUUCUGGGGGUCUUCGCGGGGCCCAACGGCCUCAGAGACAGGUCCUGCAUUCAUUCAACAAACAGUGGGGCAAGUCCCUGCCCCGAGCCGGGCCGGGCGCUGCUGGCCUAUCCCCCCGGGGGGAGCCCUAAUGAGGGGCUCCAGUCAAAGGCUGGGGGUGGUCUCCUGUGCCGAGGGGAAAAGCCUGGACUUGAGCCUGUGGAGAGCAUGGCCGGGAUGGGGGGUCCCCUGAGAUCCCUUCUGCUCCUCUGGUUUCUGGGGCCCUCGGCAUCCUGGGGGAGCCCACCCAAGCCCCCUCGGGGCCCCUUGCUUUUUGUGACCUUGGUCUAUCGCCAUGGUGACCGUGCCCCACUGGACUCCUACCCCACAGACCCCCACAAGGACAAGACCAUAUGGCCCUGUGGGCUAGGCCAGCUGACCCAGGAGGGCGUCCAGCAGCAGGUCGAGCUUGGCCACUUCCUAAGGGCCAGGUACCGCGACUUCCUGAGCCAAGAGUACCACCGAGAAGAGUUGUAUGUGCGCAGCACAGACUAUGACCGGACCCUGCAGAGUGCCCAGGCCAACCUGGCCGGGCUCUUCCCGAGGCCUCCCUUCACCCCUGGCUGGAUGCCGGUGCCCAUCCACACUGUCCCGGCCACUGAAGACAAGCUGCUCAAGUUCCGGACCCAGGGAUGUCCUCAGUACCAGAAACUGCUGGAGGAGACAGUGGGGGGCGAGGAGUACCGGGCAGCCCUGGAGAGCUGGAAAGAUUUCCUGGUGCAUGUGGGGAACCUCACCGGCCUGUCCCUUGCCGAGGGGCCCCUGCACAGGGCCUGGAAGGUGCUGGACACUCUGAUCUGUCAGCAAGCCCACCGACUCCCCCUCCCAGAGUGGGCCACCCCCGAGGUGCUCAGGUCUCUGGCCCAGGUCUCGGCCCUGGAUGUUCGCGCUCACGUGGGCCCCCCCAGGGCACAGGAGAAGGCCCAGCUCACUGGAGGAAUCCUGCUCGAUGCCAUCCUCACCAAUUUCACCCAGGUCCAGGCCCGAGGGCUGCCUCUCAAGAUGAUUAUGUACUCAGCUCACGACAGCACCCUGCUGGCCCUGCAGGGUGCCCUGGGCCUCUAUGAUGGGCACCACCCACCUUAUGCCGCCUGCCUGGGUUUCGAGUUCUGGGAGCACCUGGAAAGGCCAGACCAGGAGGAGGAGGAGGGGAACGUGACCGUGUCUCUCUUCUAUCGGAACGACUCCUCCCGGCGGCCCCUGACCCUGGAGCUCCCCGGCUGUCCCUCCCCCUGUCCCCUGGGGCGCUUCCGUCGGCUCACUGCCCCGGUCCGGCCGCCGCCGGGGGGACCCCCCUGCCACCACCCGGCCAAGGAUGCUGAGCCUCCAGGUGCCGCGGUGCCCCUGCUGGCAGGGGCUGUGGGGAUCCUGGGUGUCCUCAGCCUGGGGCUGGGGGCUCUCCUGUGGAGCGGGGGCUCUCGGGGGCCCCGGGAAGGCCCUGUCUAAGGGGCACAGAGA